Paramuricea clavata is the source of this 323-nucleotide messenger RNA. Lineage: Eukaryota; Metazoa; Cnidaria; Anthozoa; Malacalcyonacea; Plexauridae. The record is from the annotation of a GenBank genome assembly.
AUGAAGAAAGGCAAAGUUAUUUGUGGCGCAAAGAGAAAAUUAACGUACGAAAGUGACGAUAUAUUAAACGCAUCGGGUCCACCGGCGAACGAAAAUACGGCCCAACAAGAGACAAAAUACAAGAAAAGGAAACAAGAACAAGAGGUACAUGUACUAGAACUAAACAGAAAUGAGUUUUAAUGUAAAUUGUUUAAACAUUCUAGGUAAUUCUAACAAAUUAUUUUCUUAAUUUGUAGCAUAUAAUUGGAUCAAGAGUUGUCGAUAUGGACACAUUAAAAAAAGGACUAUCAAAUUGCCUACUUUGCUCUGAGGGUAAGAACUAA